AUGACAGGCCCCCCAGAAAGCGGAAGAACAACUCUCUGCAAACGACUUAAUGACCGUAUACAUUUCAGGGUCGACGACCAGCAACAUUUUUGUUUCAGGGCACAUGAGGCCAAUCUUGAGGCACCUGGACGCCUCGAGUCAGAUGUUGUUUUACUCACUAUCAAUCUUAACACAGAUAUGAAGGAUGUAAAAGAUAUGGUCGCUCAAUACGGCAAACUCAUUCAGGAUACCUAUUGGGAACAGCGGAAAAUGUUUCGCAUUGUAGGGACUAAACAUGAUAAACUGGAUCCCGAGUCAAAAAUCUUCGAAUACCCUGGACUUUUUACAACAUGGUUCACAAUGUACACGUCGCUGUCCUGUCAUUUCGUCGGUACGCAUAGUGAAGGUGCCAUUGAGGAAAUGUGUGCUUCUAUAGAAAAAGUCGAUCAUUUUCGACCCAUCAAACCUUCAAUCGCCAGCCAGGUCCACAAAACGCUUUCACAAAUACGAUCAUGGGGACUGGAUGUGAUGGCAUCUAUGUUUUCUCUUCCAAUCCCUUCCCAAGUUAAUCAGGAUACACCUGACUCUGAUGACAUGCCAGUAGUUCCUGAUGAUGAUGCUGCAUGGGAGUUAACAAAGACACCUGAAUCCAUUGCCUUCAACAAAUAUAUGGCCUCUUUCACUGGCGGGCACAAUUGGGCACCCACACACAAGAUUGCACCAAAUUUAAUCAUCAAACGCUUGCACCACUUCGAAAGAUUUAAUAACAUCUUUGUUCGAGCUCAUACAAAUAUCCCUGUCCCACAACCUCGCUACCUCCACCUGAAGGAAUCGCUUGUUACGGAUUUCAUCCCCGGAAAAAUGCUUUUGGAAUGCUGGGAUUCGCUCAGCCUAUUCUACCAAUUUCGUAUUGCAUGCACUCUUAGACGAUAUGUUUCUCAGCUUCGACGUAUUUCCAGCGAUCGACCGGGCACCAUUGGACAAGGACUCGUCAGGGGUGUAUUAUUUUAUCCGUAUUCAUGGAACGGGCCCUUUCGCGAUGCGGAGAGGUUCCGAAACUGGAUGGCACAUGUUGCUUAUAUGGAAUGCAUGUACGAGCACCUGGAUCUGCGCCGUAUAAAAGGUCCAGAAGUUGCUGGUUGCCCCCCGCCUCUUUUAAGCCUACCUCCCGAACAUGAAUGGAAUCUAGUCCUAACCCAUGGCGACCUUAGUCUCAGCAACGCCAUUCUUUCAGAUGACGGUGUGCUAUGGAUUGUUGAUUGGGCGGACUCCGGUUUCUACCCUCCCUGGACGGAAUCACGAGGCAUGAAACGUUAUACAUGGGCGCCUGAAUCGUGGAAACGAUGGUUUUCAUUCAUUGUUGAUACCUCUGUUGACGCCGCUAAUCUCUGGAACCAUAUUGGGGACUCAGCGUCUAUAUACAGCAGCGCCCUCCCUCGUGAGGACUACUGGCCAAAUACAGAAGAGAUACGAAAUAUAACGGUGUGGUGA
Messenger RNA from Psilocybe cubensis, 1470 nucleotides. RefSeq lists its product as uncharacterized. The record is from RefSeq and is a predicted model, not a curated record. The transcript is spliced from 4 exons. NCBI's taxonomy places the organism in Eukaryota, Fungi, Basidiomycota, Agaricomycetes, Agaricales, Agrocybaceae. The coding region runs from base 1 to 1470 and encodes 489 amino acids.